AUGUCGGAUAUAUCCAGUCCAACGAGCAGUCAAUCAAGUUUAUCGCAAGAUGGCUGGUCUGGCGACUCCAAGGCCUCGUCGCCAGCGUCUUCCCCGGAGAAGGCGCCUGACUCAGACUCAACAACUACAGGGUUUUUCUUCGUCGACCCCAUGAAUACUGGCAAGACCUCGACCCAAUACAGCCAAGCCAGGCAAAAACAGGCAUUUCUUGCCAAACGUUAUCACCGAGAGAGAAAGCAAGCUGCUAUCCAGCGACUAAAAUCUACGAAAUCAGCUUCUCAGUCAACAACCCUUGCUCUAUUAAACCCACCCGGCGCCCAAAUUUCUCGACGGAACAAAGAGUUUAUAGAUGAAGACCAGAGGCCCGACAACUCUGAGGCAGUUCUGAGAAAAAACACCGGGACAUUGACAACUUGCCUAGGGGAAGGGUUUAAAGAUCCAUUCAAUAGCUACGCUAUUCCCAUGACAGAUUCUAUGCACAUGUACUUGAAUCACUUUCGAAUCCACGGCGUCGGAGCGGCAUAUCCACUCAAUGUGACGCUAAUGGGUACAUACCUAUGGCGAGAUCUCAUUUCGAUACCAGCACUUGUCAAUAUUUUCUGCUUCUUUAGUGCCAGGCAUGUUGCAAUGCUAGAGUCAAAAGCACAUGGGACAUCACAGUCUGUCCAAAUGUCCAUUUCCAGUUCAUUUCAGUUUCGGGGAAGUGUUCUUAAAUACCUGAAUGAUAUUAUGGGAGACCCGACCAAUGCUAUCGCAGAGACAACAAUCUAUGCUAUCGCAAGCUUUGUGACAAUCGAGUCUAGUAUGGGAAAUAUCGAGGCAGUUGUGGCACAUCAAAGGGGAUUGAAGAGGCUUGUUCACCUCUUUGGAGGAAUUGAAGCUUUACCACAUAUGACACUUUCGAAACUCUACCAAUGCGAUGUUAAAGGUGCAAUCCUAAGGAACACACAGCCAUUAUUCCCCAUGUCCGCACGCUUCCGAAGCGAGAUCUGCCACGAGUCCGAUGUUUUCCAACCUGAUUGCGACCUUGCUAUACCACCCGGAUUAGAAGACCUUGGUGUUCGCUUCGCAAAAGGCUUGUGGUUUACCUUACUAGACAGAAGCAUGCAAGCUUCUGUUACGAUCUUUCGCCGUCUUAUUCUUUAUUUCGAGAACGCAUCGCUACACCCUGAACAUGGGUUGUUAACAGAUAAUGACCUACUAGUUGUCACAGAACAUCAACUUCUCUCAUUAUCUUUCUCGGCCGACAAAGCACACAGUCUCAACGAGCCUCUUCGUCUUUGCCUCCUUCUAUAUCUCAAUCUCCGCGUUUGGCAUCUACAAGGCCUGCCUAUCCUGGACUCAUUGGUCGCGUCUCUCCAGGAAUACCUAGAAGCAGAACUUCUGUAUUUACAGAGUAUUGCUCCAGAUCUCAUGUUCUGGAUGCUUUUUAUGGGCGGCAUGGCAUCCAGGGGGGGCUCAUUGCAUCCUUGGUUUGUUGCCCACCUUAUCGAAACCAAGGAGUAUCUGCAGGUACAGGAUUGGAUUGAAGCUAGGGUGAUCCUUACCGAGUUCUUUUACACCCACCAACCUGGAGUAACCGGGGCAGAGGAUCUCUGGAAUGAGGCUUUGUUGGCUAAGUCAUAUCCAUAUAUCGCGCCAAAAACUACGUUGCAUGUUGUGAGGAAAUGA
Penicillium cataractarum is the source of this 1671-nucleotide messenger RNA. RefSeq lists its product as uncharacterized. Bases 1 to 1671 code for a protein of 556 amino acids. The record is from RefSeq and is a predicted model, not a curated record. The transcript is spliced from 4 exons. Lineage: Eukaryota; Fungi; Ascomycota; Eurotiomycetes; Eurotiales; Aspergillaceae.